Molecule: messenger RNA, 417 nt
Organism: Emiliania huxleyi CCMP1516
Lineage: Eukaryota; Haptophyta; Isochrysidales; Noelaerhabdaceae
Exons: 1
Coding region: 1-417 (138 amino acids)
Biological process (GO): protein deubiquitination
Cellular component (GO): nucleus
Molecular function (GO): cysteine-type deubiquitinase activity
Source: RefSeq, a predicted model, not a curated record
AUGCCAGACUCAGCUGUUGGAGAUCUACUGGGGCUCGCAUCGCCGGACGCGCCGGCGCCGGUUGCGACUGAGGAGAGCGUCAAGCCGGAAAGAAGCGCGACCGUUCGCUACCUAUACCACGAGCCGCAGCUGUCUUCGCUUUGCGGUGUGCAUGCGCUCAACAAUCUGCUGCAGGGUCCAUACUUCGGGGCUGGCGACCUCGGUGAAAUUGCGGCACGCGUCGAGACUCGAGAGCGCGAGAUCCUCCACGACGCGGCGCUGGCAGAGCGCUCCGCCUCGAGUGGCCAUGUGGACGCGAACUUUGGCGACUUCUCGAUCGAAGUGUUGUCGGCGGCCCUCGAGGGUCACGGGCUGCGGCUGCUCAACAUUGCCUCGUCCGAGGUGGUGGUCCAGAUCGCCUCCUCCCCCGAGCACUGA